Molecule: messenger RNA, 1292 nt
Organism: Syngnathus acus (greater pipefish)
Lineage: Eukaryota; Metazoa; Chordata; Actinopteri; Syngnathiformes; Syngnathidae
Gene: hmgb1a
Product: high mobility group box 1a
Exons: 5
Coding region: 168-782 (204 amino acids)
Biological process (GO): regulation of transcription by RNA polymerase II
Cellular component (GO): nucleus
Molecular function (GO): DNA binding, bending
Source: RefSeq, a predicted model, not a curated record
CCGCGCGCCGACCAAUGGCGUGGGACCUCCGUCGAGAGUAAUGUUAGAGAACGGAGGAGUGAAGAUACUGCGUAUAGCCUCACACAACAGCCAUUGCCGUGCAUUGAGAGCCCAGUCACAGUCGUUCGAUUUAGUGUUUGGCUUCAGGUGUUUUCCCGCGCACCAGGAUGAGGAAAGACCGGACCAAGCCCAGGGGCAAGAUGUCCUCGUACGCCUACUUCGUGCAGACGUGCCGGGAGGAGCACAAGAAGAAGCAUCCCGACGCUUCUGUCAACUUCUCCGAGUUUUCCAAGAAGUGCUCAGAGAGAUGGAAGACCAUGUCGGCCAAGGAGAAGGGCAAGUUUGAGGACCUGGCCAAGUUAGACAAGGCGCGUUACGAGCAGGAGAUGAUGAGCUACGUGCCGGCCCACGGAGGGAAGAAGAAGAAGUUCAAGGACCCCAAUGCCCCCAAGAGGCCCCCGUCCGCCUUCUUCAUCUUCUGCUCCGAGUUUCGCCCCAAGGUGAAGGGCGAGACUCCCGGCUUGACCAUCGGCGAUGUAGCCAAGAAGCUGGGCGAGAUGUGGAACAGAACCUCAGCUGAGAAUAAGCAGCCCUUUGAGAAGAAGGCGGCCAAGCUGAAGGAGAAGUACGAGAAGGACGUGGCGGCGUACCGCGCCAAGGGCAAGCCUGGCAGCACCGCCCCGGCGCCCAAACCAGCAGCCAAGGUGGUGGAGAAAGACGAUGACGACGACGAUGACGACGACGAGGAAGAUGACGAGGAUGAGGACGAGGAUGACGAGUAGUUGCGGGCGGCGAUGGUGAUGAUGUCGUUUGUAAAGCAUUUAAGAUGCCCCGUGUACACACAUCACUUACAAAAAAGCAAAUCCAUUAGUUGCAUCUGAGGGGCGAGCGAAGGGGUUGAGGGGAGGGGCAAGCUAAAAAAUGCAGAAAGAGGCUGUGUAUAUCACUUGUUUUUAUGCUGUACAGUUUGUUUCUCCUUUUUGUAAAGUUAACACUACACGUCUGGUGUCUGUGUCCUAUUGCUUUUCUUUCUCCUCUGAAUCCUCGUCCGGCCGGUCGGGGCUUACAGUAUUUAGCUUAGCUAGAUGUGCACAGCACAUAAAAAAAAAAGACAAAUGUUAGAUCUGAGUGUUUCUGGGUUUUUUUUCUGUGUUUUGAUUUUAUCGCCGUUGACGUAUCACUUACUGAUCUUGCGUACGUACCACUGUCAUAGCAACAUGAGAAGAUAUGGGGGGAGCCUCGUUUAUUGUUAGUUUAAAUUGCUUCUGAUGUCAAUAAACAUUUUUUUUAAU